AUGAUUGAGGAGAAUCCAAGACAGUGGCAUGUAUUGCUGUCAGAAGCAGUAUGGGCGAAUAGGACCAGCCAGAAAUCGACCACCGGAACUUUGCCUUUCAGGAUGGUGUAUGGGUACGAUGCGAUGUUGCCAAUGGAGCUUACUGUAAUGUCUACUCGCCGUUUAUAUCAGAACAAGCUGUCCAAGGAUUAUUACUUUGAUAAAAUGGUGAAAGAAUCCCUGGAUCUCGACGAAGAAAGAUUGGCAAUAUUAGACCACCUUGAAGCUCAGAAAAGAAGGGUUGAACGAGCAUACAAUAAAAGGGUAAAACAAAAGUCGUUUGAAAUAGGCGAUAUGGGCGAUCAACGGACAGUUUCUAAAAAAAUAUGUUCCCAGUUGUUGGGAGAACAUCGACCGAUGAUUGUUUGGAGCCAGCGAAGAGUGAUGCCUGCUGCAAACAUUUAUCGGACGUUCUAA
Mercurialis annua (annual mercury) is the source of this 456-nucleotide messenger RNA. RefSeq lists its product as uncharacterized. The transcript has 2 exons. Lineage: Eukaryota; Viridiplantae; Streptophyta; Magnoliopsida; Malpighiales; Euphorbiaceae. The coding region runs from base 1 to 456 and encodes 151 amino acids. The record is from RefSeq and is a predicted model, not a curated record. Gene Ontology annotation, molecular function: nucleic acid binding.